UUUGCAUUUCGAUUAAAGUGGUUCAGUGUUUGUCAGCUGUUUUAUAGACACGUGAUAAACUGAAAAAAUGUCAUACCUAAAAACAUGCAUCGCUUUCGAAAUGUGUGUCUAUAAUUAUCAAGUAAACUUGAAAAAUGAAUGCGCGCCAACAAUUUAAACGGAAACAAAUAGUUUGUUUAUAAAUCUAUUUUUGAAUCGAUGACGUAUUUGCGUAUUUGUAAUUGUAUAUUCACACCUGAACGUUCAUUCACGAAAAUUGUGAUGUACCUGUAUGAAUUCAAUGAGAAUCAAAAGUCAAUAGAAAUAAAAUCAGAUCAUGCUAACGUGACCAAUCGAUUUUAGUUUAUUCAUAUGUUUUAUAGCCUCAAGUGGUGAUGUCUAAGCAUUCCGCUAAGCUCGGAGACAAAUGUCGGCCAAUCCAAUAUCGAAUUAUUCAACAAAAACGACCCAAUGUGAUUACUUGCCACGGUGAAAAAAUUUACGACUAUUACGAUUGGCUGAAAAAUGAAUCUGAGCGCAAAAAUUGGAUUUUAAACAAUGAAAACUAUACGCUGGCAAAAUACUUGGAAUUGUGUUCACAAAACAUUGAUUGGACAGAAAUCAGAAAAAUAUUCCAUAAUCCACUCGUUUAUGAACUGUUUUCCGAUGUUCAAUUUCUCAACGGUCACAUUUUUUAUAGUUAUCGAAAUUCUUCCAAGUCAAACUAUAAAUCCAUUUUCAAAAGGGUGAAAUCGUUCAAGGAUGGAUGUCCACACGUUGUUUUCGAUUCGAAUGAAAUUCAACACGGUUCAGUCAUCGAGCAUAAAUAUUCACCCAAUGGGAAAUAUUGUGCUUUUACCAUUAGCGACAAAGUUCAAAGUUCGAUUCGACUCCAAGUUAUUAAUGUAGAAACUGGUGAAACAUGUGGGAAAUGCCUGCAACUAUUCAGUUUUGAGAGAAUCGCAUGGUCUGCAGACUCAGUGGGAUUCUUCAUUUAUUAUGAUGCAGACGGAGAGGAAAAUCAACAUCUAUACUAUCAUUUUCUGAAUGAACUUAAGCCAGACAAAUUAAUUUCGAAAAUUCAACAAUCAGAGGCUCACGAAUUAUCGUUUAAUGUCAGUUAUGAUUAUAAAUACCUAAUUUUAUGCGAUAGUCACAUGCUAUCUGUUGCGAAUAUUGAAACAUUGGACGAAAGUAUAACGUUUAAAAUGGUCUUUGGAAUAUUUCAUGGUGCAUCUUAUGAAUACGUUGGAAAUGAUGGGGACUUUUUCUUAUUUCUCACGAAUGUUGGAGCGCCCAAGAAUCAUCUAAUUGAAAUUGACAUUCGAAAUAAAAAACGAAGAAAAUGUUUUGAUAUUGUUGUUCCAGAAAAUCUUGAUGGGCAUGGUGUGUUGAAAUCAAGUCUCAAAUAUUCCGGUUAUUUGUUCCUAAAUUACAUCGAAAAAGCUCAAAGUUCCUUAUAUUUAUAUUCAUUAAGUGAUCAGCGCAUUGAAUAUAAAAUCGAUUUAAAGGAUGAACUGGUUAUGUCCUCAAACAUGGAUAAGUAUGGGAUUAUCUUUGAAACGAGAUCAUUCAAUACGUUAAGGAAAGUGUAUCGAAUCGAAUGCAAUCAGCUUGCAUAUCAUCAGUUUAAAAUGAUGAAUUAUUUGACAAUCGAACCGGUUCUCUGGAAAGAAUCGAGAAUCACAAAAUUCGAUGGACUGGAAAUGACCGUACAAUAUGAUUCGUACAGUAGUUUUGACGGAACUGAAGUUCUAAUAACAAUCAUUCAAAAGAAAAGCAAUGAUAGUUGCAGAAAACCCUGUUUGGUAUAUGCUUACGGUGGAUUUGGUGAUUGUCUGUUGCCGAAAUUUGAUCUUUAUUUAAUUCUCUUCGUUGAAUUAUUCAAUGGUGUCGUUGUUUUCAUUCAUAUUCGUGGUGGUGGUGAACUUGACAAUGGAUGGAUGCUAAAACCGACAGAAGCUGAAACAAGUUUCAAUGAUUUAAUAGCCGGAGUUGAAUAUUUAAAAGGAGAAUCGUACAGCAACAUGAUCGAUUCGAAAAGAAUCGCAUUUUACGGUGCCUCACAUGGUGGUUUGACCGGUGCAGUUGCUAUGAACAAAAAGCGGAAUUUAUUCAGAGCGGUUAUCAUUCUAAAUGGAAAUAUGGAUUUAAUUAAUGAUCUUCCGCAAAACAAAGAAGAUUUUGAAUGUAUUAAAACAUAUGCACCACUGUUACACAUUCAACGACCAACAAAACCCGAAGAGUCUUAUCCCAUAACAUUAAUUGUGGCCAGCCGAAAUGAUGAGUCAGUUUCCAUUACGAAUUCAUUGAAAUAUUUAGCUCAUAGACGGGAAAAAGCUGAAUACAAUGAACUCCAAAGAGACAAGCCGACUCUGCUGAAAGUUUUGAAUAGCGGUGGCCAUCAUUAUAGAACAGCAGCUAAAACCGAAUACGUUGACACGGUAUUCAUAAAAUUGAAAUUUUUAGCUAACGCCAUGAAAUUGCGAGUUGAUAAAAAAUAUGACACAAAUCAAAUAUGCAAGUCGUUUGCUGAAAUAAUGAAUGGUUGGUCGCAAGAAUCUUCGAUUCAAUGUCAAAUUAUUGAGCAAAGAGAACCAAAAGUAAUUGUAAUGCACAGAGAAAAGAUAUUUGACUAUUACGAUUGGCUUACGGAUAAAUCUCAUUGGAAUAAGAUUCUUAAAGUUGAAUCGAAUGCGUUGCAAAACUAUUUGGAAUUAAAUUCACCACAAAACAAUUGGCCGAAAAUUGAAAAAAUCUUUCAAACUUCAAUGGACUAUGAGAUUUAUCGUGACGUUCAACAUAUCAAUGGAUAUAUUUUUUACAAUUAUAUGAAUUAUUCAAAAUUAAUCUAUAAACCAAUUUUCAAGAGAGUAGCAUCAUUAGACGGAUGUGAGCAUGUUAUUUUUGAUUCAAAUAAAGUGUUGGGUACAUUCGUUGAGCAUGCGUAUUCACCAAAUGGGGAAUAUUGCGCUUUCACUAUAAGUGCAGAGAAUCAAAAUUCGCAUAAAAUUAUGAUAAUUGAUGUGAAAACGGGCAAAUCUGAUGGAAAAUGUCUGCCACUAUUCAACUGUGCAAAAAUCGCAUGGUCUAGAGACUCAAAAGGAUUUUUUAUUUAUUAUGAUCCAGAAGGAAGAAAAAAACGAGAUCUAUAUUAUCACCAUUUGGAUGCGGAUAAACCAGACAAAUUGAUUGCGAGAAUUCGAAAGGCAGACGCUAACAUGGUAUCCUUCAAAGUCAGUUGUGAUUACAAAUAUUUGAUUUUGCGUGGUAGUCGAACGCUAAGUAUUUCAAAUAUUGAAUCAUUGAAAAUGGAAAUAACAUUUGAAAACAUUUUCAAGUGUUCGCAAGACAUAACUUAUGAAUACAUUGGAAAUGAAGACGAACAUUUUUUCUUUCUCACAAAUUUCGGCGCACCAAAACAUCAUGUGAUUAAAGUCAAUAUUCGGAAUCACAUCGACAUGUGGAACGUUGACGUCGUUGUUCCGGAAAAUCUUGAUGAUCACGGUGUAUUAGUGACUGCAUACAAAUAUUGUCGUUAUUUAUUUCUAAUUUACAUCGAAAAUCUCCAGAAUGCGUUGUAUUUAUAUUCGUUAUCAAGUCAUCGUAUCGAAUAUAAAAUCGAUUUGGAGGAUGAAAAUUUUAUUUCGAUGAAGAUUGAUUUAUUUGGGUUUUUCUUCGAAACACAAACAGUUAAAACACCACGAAAAGUAUAUCGGAUUAAUUUUGAUCAGCUUGUGCUCCAGCAUAGAUUAUCAGUCGAUGCAUUAGCAAUCGUCAAACCAAUACUGUGGAAAGAGUCAAAAAUACCAAAUUUAAAUUUAGAUAAGUUCUAUGUUCUGCAUGAUUCAUUCCGCAGUUUUGAUCAAAUCAAAGUGCCAAUAACAAUUAUUCAGAAGAAUAAUGGUAAUGAUGCUGGCAAAAAGCCGUGUUUGGUAUUUGCUUAUGGUUGGAAUGGUAUUCCUAUGAUUUCAUUAUUCAAGCUCUUCUUUCUUCUUUUCAUUGAGCUGUUCAAUGGCGUUGUCGUUUUCAUUCAUAUUCGUGGUGGUGGUGAGCUUGGCGAUGGAUGGCUUCUAGAACCGACAGAAGCUGAAACAAGUUUUAAAGAUUUAAUAGCCGGUGUUGAAUAUUUAAAAGCAGAAUCGUACAGCAACAUUAUUGAUUCGAAUAAAAUCGCAUUUUACGGUGCCUCACAUGGUGGUUUGACAGGUGCAGUUGUUGUAAACAUAAAGCGGGAUGCAUUUAGAUCGGUUAUUUUUUUAAAUGGAAACAUGGAUUUGAUUAAUGAUCUUCCGCACAAGGGUCGUAUUUGGGCCAAACAAUACGGAAAUUUAAAUAACAAAGAAGAUUUCGAAUGUAUAAAAAGAUAUGCACCACUGUUACACAUUCAACGACCAACAAAACCGGAAGAAUCUUAUCCCAUAACAUUAAUUGUGGCCAGCCGAAAUGAUGAGAUUGUCUCCAUUACGAAUUCAUUGAAAUAUUUAGCUCAUAGACGGGAAAAGGCUGAAAAUAAUGAAUUCCAAAGAGACAAGCCGACUCUGCUGAAAGUUUUGAAUAGCGGUGGCCAUCAUUAUGAAUCAGCUUUCAAAACAGAAAUUAUUGAUGCUAUUUUUGUGAAAUUAAAGUUUUUGGCUGAAUCGAUGGAUAUAAAUUUUGACACAAUUUACCAAAACAAACCUUUUAAACAAUCACGAAAUCCUUAAAUAUUCACUGGUUUUUCAAUGGAGAUGUCGAUCGAAAAUUGAUUCAUAAAAAUGCUACAGAUUUCUUCGAUGUAUAGGCACAACUAGAGAUGUCAACAAACCACUUUUUUUUGUUUGACUUCUACCAUUCUUAAACCGCUGAAAAAAUUGUCAAAUGUAUAGAUCUCUACAAAUUGAAGUAAUAAUUUGAAAAAACGAAUGGAAAAUUGUGUUAUACCGGAGAUGUCGCGUAUACAAUCCUGCGACCAAUGCGUUGCGUGUUUAAAAAGCACAAAAUUUGGUUCAAUAAUAAGAAAGAUGCAGAUCCCUUGCAUUUUAGUGUGUUACUUCUUGCAACAUUUAUUUUCGCAAGACGGUUAUGAAAAAUACUUUCUAAAAUUGCAUCAAACUUAUUAGGGUUUUCAUUUUUUGCCACUUAAAAACUUCGUAUAAUGUUCAUCUUCUUGUUUCAAACUUUUCUCCUUUUUGGGUAGUAAACCAAGCCCACGGCUAACCGCACGAAAGGAAUCAGUCACUAUUCUUAUUGGAAGAGUUACAGUUUUCUUCACUAUAUUUCCUACGCUAUCUGCAGGCACAGGUGGAACAAGCUGUAUGCAACAAAAUGAGUAGAGAUGAACAAUUAUUCUAUCAAUUUGAACACACCAAUAAGAAGCUAAAUGACGUUUAAAUGACGAAACAAAAUUCAAAAUUUACCACUUGAUGAUAGCAAUAACGAAAAUAAAGACGAAUAACUUCAUGAUGCUUGUCGACUUGGUUCGAUCGAACUUGUAAUUUGACAAUUUAGAUGUUCGAAUGAAGCAAUAUUGGAUGGUGAUUCCUUUUUAUUCUGUGUUUUUAUCACAAAACGUGAACUUCCAAGAAAAUAAAAUUUGAUUUUGCGAUAAUAAUUUAAAAUUUAAUAAAAUUUUCGCUUGCAUAUUGAUCGACAAA
Messenger RNA from Sitodiplosis mosellana (orange wheat blossom midge), 5615 nucleotides. RefSeq lists its product as uncharacterized. Gene Ontology annotation, biological process: proteolysis. The record is from RefSeq and is a predicted model, not a curated record. Bases 375 to 4685 code for a protein of 1436 amino acids. Gene Ontology annotation, cellular component: cytosol. Lineage: Eukaryota; Metazoa; Arthropoda; Insecta; Diptera; Cecidomyiidae. Gene Ontology annotation, molecular function: serine-type endopeptidase activity; oligopeptidase activity. The transcript is spliced from 16 exons.